AUGACUUCUCCCGAAAUAAUCGGUGCAUCGGUCGCUGAUUUCUUUGAGAAACCACGUCGUGGAUCUUUUUAUAGUUACUAAUAUUGCAAGUGAUGGAUUAACUGCGGUUUCAGUUACAAAUCCACAUCGAAGGUUUUCCAGUUAUUCAUUUUUUCAUGAUCUAUGGUGGAUAAUUUUAUAAUUUUUGUAGAUUUCAAAUAAUGGAUGAUGAAUUGGCUGCUGCUCGAGGCGAUUCUUCUGGAAGACCACGAGAAUUUCAUUCAAGAUCUUCUGCGUUAGAUGUAUGUAUCUAUAAAGUAUCUGUAAUUACUGUACAAAUUUUAAUUGCAGACUCUUCGAGACAUUGAACUUGAUGGAAAAACAUUUGCAAUAACUGGAACAACUUCAGGAAUUGGAAUUGAAACAGCUCGAGCACUAGCGCUCAAAGGAGCUCAUGUUAUUAUGUUCAAUCGAAAUAUCGUGAUGUCAGAAAAUUUGAAAAAGAAAAUUCUCGAAGAAAAACCAGAUGCGAAGAUAGAUUUCAUCAGUUGUGAUUUGAAUUCUUUGCAAUCUGUGAAAGCGGCAGCAGAUGAAUAUCUCAAUAAACAUUGGUAAAAAAAGAGGAAUGUUUUCAACAGAAAAAAAAAACUAUUUUUAGGCCAUUGCACGGUUUGAUUUUGAAUGCUGGAGUUUUUGGGCCAACUACAAAAAUGACAUUUGACAAUUUUGAGGCGCAUUUUGGAAUCAAUCAUGUUGCUCAUUUUCUGGUAAGAAAAAAAUUGCAGUUUUUUGAGACCAAAUAUGGCUACAGUAAACCUUGCAGUUUAGGUUACUGUAACUCCGACAAGUUUGUUUUUUUAUCAAUUAGAAAAUUUACAGCUUUGCCGUGAAUUAUUGCCAGCUCUCAGACAAUCAUCACCUUCAAGAAUCGUAUUUGUUUCAUCGCUUUCAAGUUCUCACACUGGGGUAAUCCAAUCAAAAAAAAAAAAUAAAACCCCCCCCCCCAAAAAACAUCAUUUUUUCUCCAGAUAAAAUCGAAUUUGAGUACAAGUGAAAAAGUGAAAAAGGUUAUGUCCUCUGGAUUCUUCCGAAUUUCAUUAUCGACUUUAUGCAUAUUCAAAAAUGUGCAAUGUUUUAACCGCUUUCAAACUUCAUCGCGAUGAAUUCGUCGCCAACGGAAUCAGCACUUAUGCAGUUCAUCCAGGAACAAUGAUCGGAACUGAUAUCGCAAGAGGAUACGGUGUUUUGGGCAAAUUCUUCAAUAUCAUUUCAAAACCUUUCACAAAAUCAUUAGCACAAGGAGCUGCAACAAGUGUCUAUUGUGCAACUCAUCCAGAUGUUGCUGAAUUAUCUGGAAAAUUCUGGGAAUCUUGUUGGGAUGAUGAGAAAUCAUUGGAUGCAGAUGUGGCGAGAGAUAUUGCACUUCAAGAUGCGCUUUGGGAACAUACUGAAGUAUUGAUUGAUGAUUGGUUGAAAACUCAGAAACCAAUAUCAACAAUUGUAUCGGAACCAAUUGAGGAAGAGCAGAAUUCGGAAUAA
Molecule: messenger RNA, 1518 nt
Organism: Caenorhabditis angaria
Lineage: Eukaryota; Metazoa; Nematoda; Chromadorea; Rhabditida; Rhabditidae
Source: the annotation of a GenBank genome assembly